Heterocephalus glaber (naked mole-rat) is the source of this 6133-nucleotide messenger RNA. RefSeq names its product ring finger protein 144A (gene Rnf144a). Gene Ontology annotation, molecular function: ubiquitin-protein transferase activity; zinc ion binding. NCBI's taxonomy places the organism in Eukaryota, Metazoa, Chordata, Mammalia, Rodentia, Bathyergidae. Gene Ontology annotation, biological process: protein ubiquitination. The record is from RefSeq and is a predicted model, not a curated record.
GUGCGCGCGGCCGCCGCUCCCGCGCGGCAGCUCCGGGCACAGGGCGGGGACGGGGUCGGAGCCGGGGACCGGACGGGCGGCUCGGCGGCGGCGCGGGGCGCAGGACCAGGUACCUCACACCCCGUUGAGUCUGAUGCUCUCAGGGCCCCCGGUUUCUGGUCUGGAGGGGCCCCUGGUACCAGCAACCUUCUCCCAGCCCCUGGCUCCCACGCUGCGUGAACGAAGAGCCUCUGAAUGCACAGGAGUAGGCCAAGCAGGACCCCAGGCCUGGCUGCGGGACUCUUCCUCUCCCCUGCAGACUGCUCACAGACUGCUCUGCGAUGACCACAGCGCGGUACCGGCCCACCUGGGACCUGGCCCUCGACCCGCUGGUGUCCUGCAAGCUGUGCCUCGGGGAGUACCCAGUGGAGCAGAUGACCACCAUCGCCCAGUGCCAGUGCAUCUUCUGUACCCUGUGCCUGAAGCAGUAUGUGGAGCUCCUGAUCAAGGAAGGACUUGAGACUGCGAUCAGCUGCCCAGAUGCGGCCUGCCCCAAGCAGGGCCAGCUUCAGGAGAAGGAGAUAGAAUGCAUGGUCGCAGCUGAAAUAAUGCAAAGAUACAAAAAGCUACAAUUUGAAAGAGAGGUGCUCUUUGAUCCCUGCCGGACCUGGUGCCCAGCGUCCACCUGCCAGGCUGUGUGCCAGCUCCAGGACCUGGGGCUGCAGACACCACAGCUGGUGCAGUGUAAGUCCUGCCACAUGGAGUUCUGCUCGGCCUGCAAGGCUCGCUGGCAUCCUGGCCAAGGCUGCCCCGAGAGCAUGCCCAUCGGCUUCCUCCCCGGGGAGACCAGCGCCGGGUUCAAGCUGGACGAGGAUGCUGCACCCAUCAAGCGCUGCCCGAAGUGCAGAGUCUACAUUGAGCGGGACGAGGGCUGCGCGCAGAUGAUGUGCAAGAACUGCAAGCACGCCUUCUGCUGGUACUGCCUGGAGUCCCUGGACGACGACUUCCUCCUGAUCCACUAUGAUAAGGGGCCCUGCCGAGACAAGCUGGGUCACUCCCGGGCUUCUGUGAUCUGGCAUCGGACACAGGUCGUGGGCAUCUUUGCUGGAUUUGGGCUCCUGCUUCUGGUGGCUUCUCCCUUUCUGCUCCUGGCCACUCCCUUUGUACUCUGCUGCAAGUGCAAGUGCAGUAAAGGUGAUGAUGAUCCACUACCCACCUAGAGAAAGAGGCUCCAAGAAGGAGACUCUGAUUUCCAGAGAAUGUGGCUCUCCCCCACCCCACCCCACUGUCUCCCUCUCACUAAGCAUUUUUCUUGCCUUAUGUGCUCCAUUGAGCUUCACAGUGUCAGGUUGGAUGCCGUGAUUUCAGGGACCAAUGUCAGAACGUUCAAUAAGGCCUCGGCUGAGGUCACCUAGGCACGGGGGAGGCAAGGCAGACAUGGUGGGCACACCCCACAGAAUCAGCCUCUUUAGACCUGACCAGUGAUGUGGGAAGAAGCACUCUAGGCAGUUUUCUCCCCAUGGAGUGGACUAGGAGUGUCCAGUGGGGACUUAGGAGACCCUAACCAAGCGUGGUCCAUCUCCUCUUGACUUCAAGAUGGCACCAUCCUGUUGGGAGAAGUCUUUUAAGGAUCACAGCUCUCUUCAGAUGGAAUCCCAUUACUCCAACUUGAGAAAAGCAAUCUGUUUAGGACAACUGUUUUUAUUCCUAAUGGCAUUUAGUAACAUCCUUUUUAGAAGGCUUUUUUCUUUUCCGAACUGAGUAGUGAAAAUCAACAAGGUGCAUAUAAACCAUCCUAUGCCUUUCUUGAAAUGUACAUUUUAAGAAGUUACAGUUAAAUGACUUUUCUGGCUUGACCAUUUUUCAGGAGAUUAGAAAGCCUUAUGCACUCUGUGUUUUUCUUGAAACUUGCUGUAAUAACUUUUUGAAUGCUGUAAGCUGUGUACUGUUAUAAACACAGUUCCUGUAUUUGUUGCAUUUCUCUGAAAAUAUUGACAUGCUUAAAGGAACAUCUCAGCUAGAUUUGCCUUUUAUUCCUUCUUUGGUGAUUCAGCUCAUAAAGUUCAUCCCUUCUCAUCCAGGCAGCGGCAAAUACUUUUUAUUCAUGUCUUCUAAGCAAGUGUUUUACUUGGAUGCGGUUCUGCUCAGAAUCACCAUGGUUUAGCCUCUUGCCCCAGUUUUCAAGUCGUAAGAAGAGAAUUGCAUAAUCUAUCCUCAGACACAGGGCCUCCUGCCAGAGCCUGGGGGAAUUUUGGACACCAGGCAGGAGUUUUCUGGAUUUCCACAUUUUUUAAAUGCUUUACUUAAUUUUGAAAAAUCAUGUGUCUCACACAGUUUCAAGUCCUCUAGCUGGCCAGUUUGCCCUUGCUGUGAAAAAAGAAAACCUUCCAUUUCCCUUAAUUGUUUUGAGGUGGGGAUUUUACCUCUUGGACCUUUAUAGGGUGGGUGGUGUGUGACUGUUUCCAUGGUAAUGGUGCACAGAUCCAUAGCAAGACACAAGUUGUUGCAUCAUUUGACUUCAAAAAGUGGAGCGAGUGUUUUCUUUACGGAGAAUUGACUUCCAAAGCCAAGUGUACUUGUUGUGAGCAAAAGGAAUAUGUUUCAGGUUUAUAACAGUAAUUAAAAAACUUGAAAGUGACUACAAGGAAGUAAAACAAAAAAGUCCUUUUCUCUCAUUUGCUCAUUGGAAGCACAUCUGGUUGUUUUUUUUUGUUUUAGUACCAGGGAUCAAACUCAGGUCCUUGCUGGGUGGGCAAGUGGCAGAACCACUGAGCUAAAUUCCCGGCCCUACAAGCACAUCUUUAAAAGGUGGUUGUCUUGUGUGUGUGUGUGUGUGUGUGACUCCACAUCCCUGUAUUCAGCUCGGGCCCUCUUCUUCUCUAUCUAGAAAUUUCUUCUUUAUUUCUUGACAGUGAACAGCUGCAAAGAAAGCGAACCACUUCUGUCUUCACCUCUAGUCCUGAUUCUCUUCAUGAAAGUAAAGUCAUUUUGAAGAUUAGCCCACAUCAAAACUGUGUCCAGAGUUCUCCUUGUGAUUGCAGUGUGAAAGUUGAGUAAUAAGUAAGGUCGUGGCUGUGGCCGUCUUUCUGGGAGAAGCCCGGCCGUGGGCUUCUACACAGCUGGGGAUGUUGGGAUGGGUGACCAGCUUUGUGCCUUCCUCAGUGGUGGCUCUAGACCUCAGCCUGAAGUUCAUAGAUGUGGCCAUCUGGCCACUGCCCUUUAAAAUGCCUAUCAAAGAUGACAGGCCUGUGGCCCUUGGCCCUAUUUCCAGGGGCCCAAGGGCAGGUCUGCAUGAUGCCCAGCCCCUCCAGUCCAGUGCCUGAAGCCAUACCGUAGUCCUUGCCCUUGGGCUGGGAGGAAGAGCCUCGGAAGGUUUCGUCUCCAGGGCAGCAGCUCCAGUACCCUCACUCCCAGAGGGCCAGGGUGUCCUUUUGUCUCGGGGGAGUCUCUGGCCUGACCAUGCACACCUGUAGCCCCAAGCAUCCUUGUGCCUUCACCUGUGACAUGUUUUGCAAAUGCACGGUUUGACCCAGGUAGGGACCACAGCAGUUUGGGGACAGCUGGGACCAUCAAUUGGGCACUGCCAGCUAUGAACUUCCGUGUCAAGCACACCUCCAUCUGCUCAGUGUGACUUAGUAAUAAAAUUAAAACUGCCCCUUCCCUCUAUAGACAGCAGGAUCCCACUGCGAUGUGUAUACUUUCAUUCUCUGGUUGGCCUCCUUGGGUUUAGAAUGCCAUGUCCGUUUGUUUCCGGGAUGCAGUCCUAGCCAUGCUUGGUGUAAAAUGCAAAUAGAAGUUGGGAAGGAGAGCUUUGGUCCCACUGUCUCUCCCCAGUGAGACCAGGGGAGUUCUAGAUUCAGUAGAUAGACUUGUUCCUGUUUGCCAGCAUGGUUUCUUCAAGUGAAAGGUAAAGUUGGUUUUGUUAGGUGCUUUACACUUGGAUGGCCAGAAGCACUUGAUGGCCACUCAUUUAGAGCCUGUUAAGCCCUGGGGACGGGGAGAGACCCCUGACGCAGCCAUUGUGCUGCAGGGUUGACCAGCUGAGGAUCUUAGAGGAAGUAGAGGACAUAGAUGACCCAGCAGUUAUCUGAGGCCCUUUGGCAAGUGGCCCUGUUGCCAGGUUUCACCGGAUGUGCCUGAUCCUGUGACCCAGCCAUCUGGGCUUUGCACCUCACAAGGGGCUACUGGAUUGAAAGACAGUCAUUGUUGAUGCUGUGGACCAGAGAUAAACUGGCGCCCAAGCUAAGCCUGGCACCACAUAAAUUACUGUGGACAUCAGCUCUCCCUCCAGAGCUCCCUGGAGGUGCUCGGGCCAAGGAACUGGCAUCUGUCACCUCUGCACCUGUUUCAAGAGGAACAAAUUGUGCAGCAUGUUACUCCUUAAAACUAACUUGGAUUGGGCAUGGUGGCACACUAUAAUCCCAGCACUUAGGAGGCUGAGGUAGGAGGAUUACUGUGAGUUUGAGGCCAGCCCGGGAUACAUAGUGAGUUGAAGGCCAGCCUGAACUACAUAGCAAGAACCUGUCUCAACAAAUAAACAAACACAAUGAAUGAACAAACAAAAAAACAACAACAAAAAUCCUGGCUUGGGACCCAUGCCAAUAAUUCCUGACAAGAACACAGGGUCCCUUGUGGGGUGAGGGUUUGCCAGAGACACAAAAAUGACAUCAGGAUGAGUUUUAUCCUUUUCACUUCUGUUAUUAAAGGAAAAAGUUAUUAACAAUUAGAAAAGAAAAAAUUUUCUCUUGGUAGUCUUUAAAAAUGAGGGGAUUGGAGAGAACCAGGGUGGGCUUUUGGGAUAUUUCGCAGAUCCCCACUUAUUAACCAACACACCGGUGUAUAUUUAUCUCUGUAAAUCAUAAACCGUGGAGGGAAAAUAUUUUGCAUGUAUACAGCUUCAUGAAAGGCUCUUAAGAAAAUACCAAAGCUUGUUUCUUCCUUAUAAUCAACCUAAGCCCUUACGAAAAUACAUAAAACAAAGAGAUUUAAUGGAUUAUUGUCAGAGGCCCCAAACGAAGCAGAGUGGGCUACACUGAGGUCAUUGCUACUGCAUCACAGCCAGGACACAUGCUGUUUUAUAUUUCGGUCCCAGGGCCUCUCUCUAAUUUGUGUCAUCUCGUCUCCCACCAUUGUAGGAGCCUUCAGGUAGGGUAGCUACGUCUUUAUUUCUCUUCUUUGCCCACUUGGCUAUGGGUGUAUUUUAAUCUUGUAUAAAAAUAUGCAUGCAAGAGUCAUGCACACCUAAACAUUAUGUAUUUGACAUGUGGCGAUCGAACAAAAACAGCGAAUUCAUUUUCGUGUCUUUUGCAACGUCAGUCUGUUUCGUGCCACCGACACUGUGAUGUACAAAAGCCCUGUUUGAAUGCCUUUUUCUUGUUGCAUUUUGUACUUUGGAAUUCCACAGAAAUGUCUGACUUGUAAUUUCAAUACACAUUUUAAAUGUAUUGCGUCUUAGGUAGUCUGUUCCCCUUUCAAAGGGAUUUGUUUUUAAAGAUACUUUGGCUGGAAUAUAGGUGACUUUUGUAAAUCCUUCUCAGCUCCUCUUUUGUAAAGAUUGGGUGUGGGGGAUGAAGGAGGAGGGCAUGGAGGGCCCUUGUGCCCCUGCGUGCACCCAGUUCAUCUGUGGAGUUUUUCUCCCUCGGUGGUGGUGGUGGGGUCUCACCUCACCGAGGCAGAAAUGAUUUGACCUGGACCAUUGAGUAAGUGAGCAUGUCUGGCCACACCCCGGCUGUUUCCUGUGUUGCCCAACCAGGGAGCCUCCUGCAUCCACAAGGACAACUACCAGACCACCCUGCCGCCUUUGACUAGCAGCAUCCUACAAGCCAGCAUCUUUUUCUGCUGGAGGAGAGAAAGCAGAAUAAAUAUGGAUACUUCUGAUUCACUAAGAAAUACAAUCAUUAUUCGGUAUCCGCAGGGCGUGGGAUCCAGGAACCGUCUCAGAUUCCAUACUCUGCAGUCCUUUGUCUAAAAUGAUGCAUUGUUAGCACACAGUGCACACACAUCUCCCUUAUACUUUCUGCCAUCUGUAGAUUACUCAUAAAACCUAAUACAAUGUAAAUGCUAUGCAAAUAGUUGGAGAUAUUUUGUUCCUUUUUUUGGUGAAAUAGUUGCUAUUAUUUUGGGAAUAAACACAAGAAAGAAAGUUGCACAUUCA